CCUGCUGAGCUUUCUCUCUUUAUCCUGUUUCUCCUGAAAUCAAACUUUCCGAAAUCGGAUCUUUGUAGACAUGAUCGUGUAUCAGGAUCUUCUUAGUGGUGAUGAGCUUCUCUCAGACUCAUUCCCCUACAAAGAAAUCGAGAAUGGGAUGCUGUGGGAAGUUGAAGGAAAGUGGGUUGUUCAAGGAGCAGUCGAUGUAGACAUUGGUGCGAAUCCUUCUGCAGAAGGUGCUGAUGAAGAUGAAGGGGUUGAUGACCAGGCUGUCAAAGUUGUUGAUAUUGUUGACACAUUCAGGCUUCAGGAGCAACCUGCUUUUGACAAAAAACAAUUCAUUACCUUCAUGAAAAGGUACAUCAAGAACCUGUCAGCCAAAUUGGAGCCAGAGAAGCAAGAGUUGUUUAAGAAGAACAUAGAGGGAGCUACUAAGUUUUUGCUUUCAAAGAUCAGUGACCUUCAAUUUUUUGUUGGUGAGAGCAUGCACGAUGAUGGCAGCCUUGUCUUUGCAUACUACAAGGAGGGUGCCACUGACCCAACAUUCCUCUACUUUGCUUAUGGCCUGAAGGAGGUCAAGUGUUAAUGGAGCCUUUAGACAGCACUAGUCCAGCUCUUCCAUAGCUGCACUCUCUGUAACUCUAGAUUUACGAAGUUCAAGCUAUUUAGUGUUUUUAAGGGCUUCUGACUUGGUACCUUGCCAUUAUGCUGUUACAUGCUUGCUUGUUAUGAGGAUCAUAUAUACUAAACUCGGUUGAGGGAUAAUAAAAUAUAUUGUGUUGC
Messenger RNA from Rubroshorea leprosula, 774 nucleotides. NCBI's taxonomy places the organism in Eukaryota, Viridiplantae, Streptophyta, Magnoliopsida, Malvales, Dipterocarpaceae. The record is from the annotation of a GenBank genome assembly.